AUGCCGAGAAUAUUUCGCCUACGGACCAUUUUGUCGCUUAUCGCUGUCAUCUGGAUGUGCGGACUUGGAUUCAUCUUUUAUAAUUCGCAGAACACCGAAAAACGACCAUCUCGAAUAAUUCCGCAAGAUUUGAAGCCGAAAGUGGUUCCGGUUGAGCCGAUCAAAUAUUUUGCGCCGAUUCCCACAAUUAAUCUAGCAGAUGACACGACGAUUCAUGAGCGACUUGAAAAUGGCGUCACGUGGAAGACAUUCGACGCGAAGAAAUUCUUGGAAAAAGGCAAAUGGAAGCCCGGCGAGGAUAAAUACAAGGCGAACUCGUUCAAUUUGGAAGCGUCGGACAAAUUGGAGCCGAUUCGCAAAAUUCCGGAUAGUCGAGAGCCGUACUGCAAAGAUGUGAAUCUGAAUAAGGCGAUGAAUGCGACGUCGGUCAUCAUCACCUAUCAUAACGAAGCGAGAUCGGCACUGUUGCGGACGAUUUUCAGCGUUUUCAACAUGUCGCCGGAGCAAUUUUUGAUGGAAAUCAUUCUUGUUGAUGACAAUUCGGAAGAUGUCUCGAUGGGCAAAGAGCUCGCGCAAAUUGAGAGGGUCGUCGUGCUUCGCAACAACAAUCGCGAAGGAUUGAUCAGAUCGCGAGUGAAAGGGUCCCAAGUGGCGAAGGCGCCGAUUCUCACGUUUCUCGACAGUCACAUCGAAUGCAAUCAGAAUUGGUUGGAGCCGUUGUUGAUUCGAAUUGCCGAGAAUCCAAAAACCGUCGUUGCGCCAAUCAUUGAUGUGAUAAACAUUGACAAUUUCAAUUAUAUCGGAGCUAGUGCGGACCUUCGAGGCGGAUUCGAUUGGACCCUCGUGUUCCGUUGGGAGUUUAUGAACGAGAAGCUGCGAAAAGAGCGUCACAAUAAUCCGACGGCGCCAAUUAAAUCGCCGACGAUGGCUGGUGGAUUGUUCGCGAUAUCGAAACAAUGGUUCGAUGAGCUUGGCACUUAUGAUUUGGACAUGGAAGUGUGGGGUGGAGAGAAUUUGGAAAUGUCGUUCCGCGUUUGGCAAUGCGGCGGUUCUCUGGAGAUCAUUCCGUGCAGUCGCGUCGGCCACGUGUUCCGCAAAAAGCAUCCGUACACGUUUCCGGGCGGUUCGGGAAACGUGUUUCAAAAGAAUACGCGACGAGCCGCCGAAGUGUGGAUGGAUGAGUACAAGUCGAUCUAUUUGAAGAAUGUGCCGUCGGCGAGAUUUGUGAACUUUGGCGACAUUUCCGAUCGAUUGGGAAUUCGCGAGCGAUUGCAGUGCAAAUCGUUUGAUUGGUAUUUGAAGAAUGUCUAUCCGGAGCUGAAGAUCCCGAAACGAACGCCGGGAAAAUCGUUUUCGCUGAAAAUCGGGAAUAUGUGUUUGGAUUCGAUGGCGAAGAAGGUCAACGAAGCGCCGGGAUUGUAUGGAUGCCAUGGCACCGGCGGAAAUCAGGAAUGGGUGUAUGAUAAAGCGACGAAACAAUUCAAAAAUGCGAUCACGAAUUUCUGUUUGGAUUUGUCGAAAGAGGACGUGGUAAUGGUCGAAUGCGAUAAGAAUCGUAUCGAGACGAAAUUGUUGGAAGACAAAGGCUGGGUGGUGCAGAACGGCAAAUGUUUGACGAUUCGCCAGAAUUCGUCCGACGGCGAAUGGAAAUUGGUGUCGGAAUCGUGUCGCGUCGACAAUGGCUCCCAGCGUUGGGUGUUCCAGAAGCUCGAAACGUUUGAGUAG
Caenorhabditis bovis is the source of this 1725-nucleotide messenger RNA. Lineage: Eukaryota; Metazoa; Nematoda; Chromadorea; Rhabditida; Rhabditidae. The record is from the annotation of a GenBank genome assembly.